Peromyscus californicus insignis is the source of this 3235-nucleotide messenger RNA. It is a transcript of the gene Ccr8, whose product is annotated as C-C motif chemokine receptor 8. The coding region runs from base 269 to 1381 and encodes 370 amino acids. The transcript is spliced from 2 exons. Lineage: Eukaryota; Metazoa; Chordata; Mammalia; Rodentia; Cricetidae. The record is from RefSeq and is a predicted model, not a curated record. Gene Ontology annotation, biological process: chemotaxis; immune response; positive regulation of cytosolic calcium ion concentration. Gene Ontology annotation, molecular function: C-C chemokine receptor activity. Gene Ontology annotation, cellular component: membrane.
UUUAAUCAUCUGUUCUGGACAGAUCCCUCCCCCCACCUCACCCCCACGUCACCGUUCUGAGGAGUCUGAUGACCUCUGUUUGUCUCUGCCCCGGAUCUGAGGUAGAAUCAACCGAAGCUUGAAAGUAGAAGAGCACCUGCAGCCUAGCACACCGCAGCAGCACCCUGGCACGCUGCAGCAGCACCCUGGCACGCUGCAGCAGCAUCCCUGCAAUGCCACCACUCUGAAGGCUGAACAGAACUGUCCCCAAAACCAGAGAUAGUUCUGAAUGUCACCCUUCAGACUGGCUGAAGCAAGACAUACAGGUCUUCCUGCCGCGAUGGAUUACACCCUGGAACCCAAUGUCACCAUGACCGACUACUACCCUGACGUCUUCACCAUGCCCUGUGACACAGAGUUCCUCCUCCGAGGCAGCAGGUUGCAUCUUGCCAUCUUCUACUGCAUCUUGUUUGUGCUGGGCCUUCUGGGAAACAGCCUGGUCAUCCUGGUCCUUGUGGCCUGCAAGAAGCUGAGGAGUAUUACAGACAUCUACCUCCUGAACCUGGCCAUUUCGGACCUGCUUUUUGUCUUCUCGUUCCCCUUUCAGACUCACUACCUGCUGGACCAGUGGGUGUUUGGGACCGUCAUGUGUAAAGUGGUCUCUGGCUUGUAUUAUAUUGGCUUUUUCAGCAGCAUGUUCUUCAUCACCCUCAUGAGCGUGGACAGGUACCUGGCUAUCGUCCAUGCCGUCUAUGCCAUCAAAGUGAGGACGGCCAGAGUGGGCACAGCCCUGAGCCUGGUGGUGUGGCUGAUUGCCAUCACGGCCACCAUUCCAUUGCUGGUAUUUUAUCAAGUGGCCUCUGACGAUGGUAUUCUACAAUGUUUCCCAUUUUAUGACAAUCAGUCUUUGAGGUGGAAGCUCUUUGCUCACUUUGAAGUAAACACCUUGGGCCUGCUGCUCCCCUUUGCCAUCCUUCUAUUCUGCUACACCAAGAUCCUGCACCAGCUGCGGGGAUGCCAGAACCGCAGCAGCACCAGGGCCGUCAAGCUGGUGCUCAUCGUCGUCAUUGCGUCUUUGCUCUUCUGGGUCCCGUUCAACGUGGUUCUCUUCCUCACGUCCCUGCACGACAUGCAUGUCUUGGACGGAUGUGCCCUGAGCCAGAGGCUGGCUCUGGCCACCCAUGUCACGGAAGUCAUCUCCUUCACACACUGCUGUGUGAACCCUGUCAUCUAUGCCUUCAUAGGAGAAAAGUUUAAGAAGAACCUAGAAGAUGUGUUUCAAAAGAGUUGCAGCCACAUCUUCUUCUACAUAGGGAGGCAAAUGCCGGCGGGGGCGUGGGAAAGGCAGCUGUCUUCACAUCCGCGCUCUUCCCACUCCUCUACCCUGGACUACAUCUUGUAGGAGGGUGUGCACAGGUUCAAACUCCAUCACUCUUCCCAAUCUCCCUCCCCCGCCCCCCGCUUCUCCUCCUCCCUCUCCUGGUUUACCGAGGCAGAAUCUCACUGGCUUUGAACUCUCAACCCUUUUGCCUCAGCCUCCUAAAUGCUAGAGCGCCACCCUUUGUUUGUUUGGUUUUUCCCUAAAUGCUAGAGCACCACCCUUUGUUUGUUUGGUUUUUCCCUAAAUGCUAGAGCACCACCCUUUGUUUGUUUGGUUUUUCCCUAAAUGCUAGAGCACCACCCUUUGUUUGUUUGGUUUUUGGUUUUUCGAGACAGGGUUUCUCUGUGUACCCUUGGCUGUCCUGGAACUUGUCUUGUAGACCAGGCUGGCCUCAAAUUCUGAGAUCUGCCUGCCUCCCGAGUGCUGGAAUCAAAGGCGUGCACCACCAUAUCCUUCUUUAAAAGAGAUAAAGUACUUUUGUUUUCCUUGAAAAAAGUAACCUCUUAGUUUUGGGAUUUUUGUGCUUGUGUUCAUGAGAAGUAAUGUUUUGUAAUUUUUCUCACUUUAUAAUGGUCUGGCCAGGUUUGGUUUCUCAAAAUGUAUUGAGAAAUAUUCCCUUUAAAAUCUAUUCUCUGAAACAGUUUCUGUUAAAAAAAAAAAAAAAGGCAUCACUUCCUCUUUGAAGGUUUGAUUUUUGUACAAAGAUUUGCAUUUGAUUUACCAGACAGAGACUGGUAAAUUCAGCUUUUCUACCUGCUUGUGAUUUGUAAGGAAUUUUGUUGUUCUGUUUAAGUUCACAAAUACAUUAGCAUGAAAUCUUCAUAAUUAAUUUUGUUGAACAUCUUUUCAGUGUGAGGAUGUCCCUUUCCGGUCCUGAUAUGAUCGUUUGUGGGUUUGUCUCUCUCCUAGGUGAGUUUUAGGGGACACAUCAGUUGGUUAGUCUUUGCAGGGAACCAGCCUUUGGCCACAGCGACUUCCGCUCACUUCCUGCCCACUGAUCUCUAUUUUAUUUUCAUCUGUUUCAUUUGGGCUUUAUUUUCUGUGGGCUCCCUGGGGUGCGGUUUUCUAUUACCUAAAUAUUCACUUAAUGCUACAAAGCUCCCUCUGAGUACUUUGUUUUUGGGGUGCAUUUUAUGCAUUUUAAGUUUGAUCUUAGCCAGAAAUCUGAGCAGCUGGCUUCCACCUCUGUCUCAGUCACUGUUCUAUUGCUGGGAAGAGACGCCAUGGCCAAAGCACUCAUAAAAGAAAGCCUUUAGUUGGGGUUGCUUAUAGUUUCAGAGGGUGAAUCAUGACCAUCACAGAGAGGAGCCGGGGAGCAGGAAGGGAGGCUCGGUGCUGGAAAAGUAGCUGGGAGCUUUAGAUCCUGCUCUGAAGGCAGCAGGCAGAAAGAGAGAAAGAAGUGGGCCUGGCAUGGGCUUUUAAAACCUCAGUGACACACCUCCUCCAACAAGGCCACACCUCCUAGUCUUUUCCACACAGUCCACCAACUGGGGACUAAGCAUGCAGACAUAUGAGCCUUUGGGGGCCAUUCUCAUUUAAAUCACAACAUUCAUACAGUAUCUACUUCAACCGUUCCCAGAGAACAUGCAUCUAAGAUUUCAUUUCUUUGAAAAUUUUGGAGAAUUAUUUUAUGAUGCAAGAUCUGGUUUUCAUUCACACAUGAAGAUAACAGGUAGCUAACACACUGCUCAAGGCUUCUGUGAAGAUAACAGUGACUGAUCACACUGCUCAAGGCUUCUGUAUUCUCUCUCUUUCUCUCUCUACUUUGGUCUACUUCCUUCAGGUUGCUUUUAUGAAUCAGUGAACUUACAGGGAUAUGGGUCUUUUUUGCAGAAGCAUGGGCAGCUAGCUACCAGUGGCCACAUUAAUGAAGAA